Molecule: messenger RNA, 895 nt
Organism: Vespula vulgaris
Lineage: Eukaryota; Metazoa; Arthropoda; Insecta; Hymenoptera; Vespidae
Gene: Prosbeta1
Product: proteasome subunit beta type-6
Exons: 5
Coding region: 96-794 (232 amino acids)
Cellular component (GO): proteasome core complex
Molecular function (GO): threonine-type endopeptidase activity
Source: RefSeq, a predicted model, not a curated record
UCCGAAUCUGUAGUACAUGUUACAGUUUUACGAAGCAGACUAGUUUUUGACAAUAGUCAAAGAAAUUUAGCUUUCCAAAAAAAUAUAUUGAAAAAAUGGCAUACGCAGUAGAUAAUCUCGUUCAACCAAAUAUAGGUUCGAUAUCUGAUAAUUUAGUUCCAGAUUGGCUUCGUUCUGAACAAAGUACUGGUACUUCUAUUAUGGCUGUAGAAUUCGAUGGAGGUGUCGUGAUUGGCGCAGAUUCACGAGCUACCACAGGAGCAUAUAUAAGUAAUCGUUUUGCCGAUAAGUUGACCAGAGUCACAGAUUACAUCUAUUGUUGUCGGUCUGGUUCUGCUGCAGAUACUCAAGCUAUCGCAGAUAUCGUCGAGUAUCACUUAGGUUUGCAUAGGAUGGAGCUUGGAACUCAACCUUUGGUAGAAACAGCUGCCAAUGUAUUUCGUGAAAUGUGCUAUAAUUAUAGAGAUUCCUUGAUGGCAGGAAUUUUAGUAGCUGGAUGGGAUAAUCAAAAAGGAGGUCAAGUUUAUAGCAUUCCUUUAGGAGGCAUGUGUAUUCGACAACCCAUUGCUAUCGGUGGCUCAGGUUCUUCGUAUGUUUAUGGCUAUGUAGAUGCACAUUAUAAAUCCAAUAUGACCAAGGACGAAUGUGUUACUUUGGUACAAAAUACAUUGGCACUGGCAAUGUCUCGCGAUGGUAGCAGUGGUGGCGUUAUACGUCUUGGUGUAAUCACGGAUAAAGGAAUCGAAAGAAAAGUGAUAAUGGGUGAUAAAUUACCUCGCUUCUAUGAAGGCUAAACAUGUUUCCAUAAUAACAAAAUUUAAGAUAUACAUAUUUAUCUGAAAUAAUACAUUUGAAGAUAUUGAAUUUUUGCUAAAUAAAUGUGAAUUUAAGAAUA